AUGCUCCUGCUGCGGCGCCUGGCCGGGGCCGCCCGCCCGCGGGGCCUCGCGGGUCGAGGCCUCGCCUCGGGGACCUCGGGGGCGCCGCGGGAGGCGGCGGACGCCGUGGUGGUGGGCGCGGGCGUCGUCGGCCUCGCGGCGGCGCGCGCGCUGGCGAUGGCCGGGCGCGAGGUGGUCGUGGUCGAGGCGGCCCCCAGCUUCGGCACCGGCACCAGCUCCCGCAACAGCGAGGUCAUCCACGCCGGAAUCUACUACCCUCCGCGAAGCCUCAAGGCUACCCUUUGUGUAAGAGGAAAGGAAAUGCUCUACAAGUACUGCGAAGAACGAGGCGUUGCCCACAAACGAAUCAGCAAACUCAUCGUUGCCACUGGUGCUGCAGAGAUUCCAAAGUUGGACAUGCUCCUCAGGAAUGCCAAAGAAAAUGGGGUGGAUGACCUUCAGUUGAUGGAGGGUUCUGAAGCUAUGGAGAUGGAACCUGAGCUUCGAUGUCUUAAAGCUUUACUAUCACCUAGUACCGGGAUAAUUGACUCUCAUUCACUCAUGCUCUCACUUUUGGCUGAUGCUGAAAACUUGGGAGCAACUGUAUCAUACAACACAGCAGUUAUCAGUGCCCAUGUUGGAUCCGAAGGCCUUGAACUCCAUGUUUGUGAAAGCAAAGAGCUGCAGAACUAUCUUGUAGGGUCUCAUGUGAAUGCACAGCUUGUUUUGCUUCCGAAGCUUGUGAUAAACUCAGCAGGUCUGAGUGCAGUUCCACUUGCCAAACAAUUUCGUGGCCUUGACCAGGCAUUUGUGCCCACUCCUCACUAUGCACGUGGAUGCUACUUCACCCUCUCUCAAACCAAGAGUCCUUUCAGGCGCUUAAUAUAUCCUCUACCAGAGGAUGGUGGCAUAGGGGUCCAUGUCACUAUAGAUUUGAAUGGCCUUGUCAGAUUUGGUCCAGAUGUUGAAUGGAUAUCUGAUGGCGGAAAGGACCAUGUGUCAUGUUUUCUGAACAAGUUUGAUUACUCAGUAAGCCCCACCCGCUGUUCUGUAUUUUACCCUGUGAUAAGGAAGUAUUUUCCAAAUCUCAAGGAUGGGUCUUUGGAACCUGGUUAUUCUGGGAUCCGACCAAAGCUUUCUGGUCCUGGACAACCUCCUUCAGAUUUUGUUAUUCAGGGGUGGGAUGUCCAUGGUAUUCCUGGACUAGUUAAUUUGUUUGGAAUAGAAUCCCCUGGUUUGACAUCAAGCUUGGCAAUUGUUGAACACGUUGUUUCAAAAUAUUUGUGA
Messenger RNA from Miscanthus lutarioriparius, 1266 nucleotides. Lineage: Eukaryota; Viridiplantae; Streptophyta; Magnoliopsida; Poales; Poaceae. The record is from the annotation of a GenBank genome assembly.